Molecule: messenger RNA, 2974 nt
Organism: Sebastes umbrosus (honeycomb rockfish)
Lineage: Eukaryota; Metazoa; Chordata; Actinopteri; Perciformes; Sebastidae
Product: carcinoembryonic antigen-related cell adhesion molecule 5-like
Exons: 10
Coding region: 109-1734 (541 amino acids)
Source: RefSeq, a predicted model, not a curated record
UCUCUUUGUGUGUGUGUGUUCACCUUGUCUGGGUGUGUCCCUGUUAAAGCAGCAGGUAUCGCCACAUUUUCGUCUCCGUCUCUGCUGGAAAGACUUGAACCGUUCGGGAUGGAUCUGUUCGCCUUUAAGACGCUUCUGUUUCUGCUCUCUUUUAUCGGACGCGAUGUGGGUGCGAACAUCCUGCCGGAGGGUGAUGUGGAAGUAAUUGUCGGUAAAAAUGUGACUCUAAAGACUCUGCUCGUCAACCCGGUGUACUCCUUUAUAAUCUGGGGUUUCAGCGACGGAGGCGACGACCCGGUUAAUGUCGCAAGCUUGCCGGCGUCGGGAGUGCUGAAAGUGAACGAUCCUUACAUCGGAAGAGUGGCAGUGAACGGAACCAACGGCUUCCUGACCCUGACAGGCCUGAAACCUGAAGACAGCGGCGACUACAGCAUCAAUUUAAUCAAAGCUGACGGCAGCACGACAACCGGCGCGACAAAUCUCAAAGUUCUGGAGCCGGUGUCUGAUGUGGUCAUCAAGUCCGACUUGCCCGAGGCGAUCGAGCAAGUCAGUGCCGUGGUUCUGACCUGCUCGGCUAAAGGCUCCUUCCUCAAGUUCUCCUGGUUGAAGGGCACCGUGCCCUUCAAGGCCGACGGCGUACGGAUCACAGAGACAAAGGCGGAAAAUUCGAAUAGUCUGACCAUCAGAGACGUUCUCCGGACUGACCUGGUCGGUCCCAUCUUUUGCACUGCGGCUAACAACCUGGAGUCGGAGAAGAGCGCUCCCUUCAACCUCACGGUCUUCUACGGACCAGAAGACGUCACCAUCACUUCUAAGAACACUCCCAAGUUUGUCAGAGCCAAAUCCAUCUUCAACCUGACAUGUUCAGCAGUCUCCAGCCCGCCCGCUGACUUCGUCUGGUACCGCAACGAGGUCAUGAUGGAGGCCCGGGGUGCCAUGCUGGAUCUGGCAGUGAUCGAAAAGCUUGGGUAUGGGACAACAGAGGGAAGUUACACAUGCAACGCCACAAACCCCAAGACCAAACGCUCCGAAGUUUCACCUGCCGUCACCUUCGCUGUGAUGGAGGCCAUCUCAGGUGCUAAAGUCAGCGGUCCGACAGCCACCCUCAUCGCCGGCAACAGCACGGCCAACCUCAGCUGCCAGGCAACGGCCGGCACCGUGAAGACCGUGACGUGGCUGAAAGACGGCAAACUUCUGGUCGCCUCCGGCCGCGUGGUGUUCGCCGCCGACAAGAGCUCCGUGAUGAUCAACCCGCUGCAGAAAGAGGACAAUGGAGAGUUUGUGUGCCAGCUCAGCAACCCCGUCAACACCGACAAAGCCUCCUUCAAGAUGAUGGUCAACUACGGUCCUGAGCCAGCGAUGGUGUCGGGUGAAAAAGCCGUGGAGGUGCACGAGGUUGUGAAGCUCACCUGCUCCGCUGCCUCCGUCCCACCGGCCAACUUCACCUGGAAGUUCAACGGCUCAAUGACCGACGUCAAAACGGCCCACUACGACAUCGAAGAGGCUCGUUACAAAAACACCGGGACGUACACCUGCAUGGCGUACAACGACGUCACUGGCAAGAACACCACGUACACCCACACCCUGUCCGUCAAAGAGGAAGGAGCGUUGGAUGAGGGUCUCUCAGACGGAGCCAUCGCUGGAAUCGUCAUCGCCCUCCUCGUCGCUCUUGGUGCCGCCAUCGGCCUAAUCGUGUACUGCAGACAGAAAGUACCGGUCGAGUCACCGUACUAAAGAAGUUCCUGCACACUGCUGGAGAUGCCGGCCCAAACAUCCAACCAUUUUGUUUCCCAUGGUCCAUCUGUGCAGCCGGGAGGAGCGUCCUUUUGGAUCCAGCUGGUUUCCGGUUAAGCCCUCGCCAAACCAGAUUUCCCAUCAUCCCUCUCUUUCUCUGGCCUGAUGAGAACAAUGGAAACGUGAUUGAACCCAAACGACGGAUUCUAUCACAGUUUGGAUUAUUAGCUGGAAUCUUCACCGCUUGUUCUGGUCUACGGUUUUUACUUUUUAUUUUUAUUUUUUUUAGCUUUUUUCACCUUCACCUUCACUGUAAACUCGUCCACCAUCUCCGGAUCGUCACCCCCUUCUCUUCUUCUCUUCCACAUGGUGUUAACAAACGUCAUCCUUCACCUUUUGUCUCGCUCGCCUCUUCCUUCAGGAAACUUAAAACACAGAGAAACUCUGUGCGACAGAGACGUUUCCUGGACUAAAGCUGAUGGACUGACGGUCACGAUGAGUGACUCUCUUUAUCCUCCUGGAAACCUGAGGAGGAAACACACAGCGGCCACACACAGAGGCAGUCUGGCUUUAAAUAAUAUCUGAAAAAAGGUUUUGUGGUUUGAUUUAUCUCACUCUCGGUGCCAGGUGGGCGGAGUUUCCUGAUGGGGGACGCCUCGAGUGCAGCGAAGGAUUUCAAAGUAAAGUUUUAGAUGCUUCGCUGUACUUGACAGCGUUACUGGAGGACAGUUUGAUCCUAAAUACCUCAAUUUCUCUGGUGCUCACCAGAAGUCUUUCUAACAACCUUUGUUACGAACAUGUUGCCAGUUUUUUACUGAGGUUACUACAAAACUUCCCUCUCUGCCCAGCUGCUUUCCUCCAUGUUUCUGUUGUCGUUUCACAUCCAACACAAAUGAUCAACACUACUGAGCUUUAAGCUGGAAACAACUGGAGCACUACGUUUAACUGUUGAUGUUUUAUAGGUACACAUAUUUGUUUUUACAGACUACCUGCCAGCCAAUCAGAAAAAGUACAAUAUAUAUUUUUAAUUAUAAUAUUUAACCGUGUCUUGAUGUUCCUGAAGGAGUUUCAAACGUGUUUUAGAACCUGCUAACACAAAAUAUAUCCAAUUAUCAAGAUCUCUAUUCUUUAAAAACUCUAAUUUAAAGGUUCCUUAUCACAAAAUGUUUAUGCAGCCUGUUCUCAUACACCGUUCGCAGCUAUACCUACGAAAAGUAAUGCACUGUAAUUUGUGUAUAUC